Messenger RNA from Colletotrichum chrysophilum, 678 nucleotides. RefSeq lists its product as uncharacterized. The record is from RefSeq and is a predicted model, not a curated record. Bases 1 to 678 code for a protein of 225 amino acids. The transcript has 2 exons. NCBI's taxonomy places the organism in Eukaryota, Fungi, Ascomycota, Sordariomycetes, Glomerellales, Glomerellaceae.
AUGGCUGACAUCGCCUCACUCAAAGCUCUUAUGCUACUUGCUCGAUCUCAAUCUACGACAAUUCACUUCUCUUUAAGAACAUCUUACGGCUUGGUGUUAGAGUAUCAAUCCGGCAAACAGCUGUGCCUCCGCCUUAAAGACUCCACAACAGCAUCAAAUACGCAACUACCAACCCAGUCUCACUUGGAGGGUCUGGAACACGAGGCCUCGUCCGGAUCUAAGCCGCUAGGCCAACAGCCCCUCCAGUCAGGCUACCGCUACCUGAUUGACCCAGACUAUGGCACUUCCGCUUUGUGGUAUCGUCCAAAAUGGCCUGGUAACCCCGAGGGCGAGUUUCACAUUGACCUUCGGAGUCUAAAACAUCGAUAUUCAUCUGCUUGGAUUGAGGCCUUUGAGAAGUGGGAAAGGCGAUGGACUGAAGCUUUCAAGGCCCAGGAGUGCCAUCUCGGUUCUUACAAGGAGCCGUUUCCGGACCUAGAGGAGCGAAAGACUUGGUUCGUGGAGGGUGCGCUGCUAGCGGCUUGGCUUGUACUGCAGGACGAUGUUGACCAAGUGGCUUACGACCCGGAUGAUGGAAUAUUUGAGCUGCGGCGUGACGGCCUGGAGGAGACUUUGGCAGGGAUGCUUUACGAUUUGACCGAUGGUUUGAAGAUUAAAGAGGAGUCGGAUUCCGACUAG